Messenger RNA from Staurois parvus, 350 nucleotides. Lineage: Eukaryota; Metazoa; Chordata; Amphibia; Anura; Ranidae. The record is from the annotation of a GenBank genome assembly.
AUGCAGACUGCUUCUACAAACAUUUCUGAAAGAAUGGGUCGCUCUCAGGAGCUCAGUGAAUUCAGCGUGGUACCCUGAUAGGUUGCCACCUGUGCAAUAAGUCCAUCCAUGAAAUUUUUCUUUCUACUAAAUAUUCCACGGCCAACUGCUAGUGGUAUUAUAACAAAGUGGAAGCAACUGGGAACAGCAACUCGGCCACAAACUGAGUGGGGUCAGCGCAUAGUGAAGUGCGCAGAAGUCACCAACUGUCUGCAGAGUAAAUAGCUAAAGACCUCCAAACUUCGUGUGGCCUUCAGAUUAGCACAACAGCAGUGUGUAGAGAGCUUCAUGGAAUGGGUUUACAUCACCAA